Molecule: messenger RNA, 5087 nt
Organism: Osmia bicornis bicornis
Lineage: Eukaryota; Metazoa; Arthropoda; Insecta; Hymenoptera; Megachilidae
Gene: Hmt4-20
Product: histone-lysine N-methyltransferase KMT5B-B
Exons: 9
Coding region: 533-3979 (1148 amino acids)
Cellular component (GO): nucleus
Molecular function (GO): histone H4K20 methyltransferase activity; protein binding
Source: RefSeq, a predicted model, not a curated record
GUUAAAUGGUUAAAUUAUUCCAGAUCCAUUAUUUUAAGAAAAAUGGGAGGCAUUUAUCUUUGACACAUUGCGUAGUACAUUGAUUAUACAACUUGCAAGCAUGAAAUGUUGUAAUUUCUUGUUCAAUUAUUUACAAAACUUUAGGAUAAAAUUACCUUGGUAAAUCAGUAAAGUUCCUAGAUGGAUGUAUGCGAGAUACAUAUAUGUAUAUGUAUGACGUACGCGACGUUUUGUGGUUCCAAAACAUGGAUUUUCUUUAUUACAUUUUCAGUUAAAUGAUUAUCGGUUACUGUUUUGUUUUGGGGAAGGAGACAUUGAAUUUUGUUCGUGUUAUAAGAAAAUCACAAAAUUCAAUACAAUGAUCGUCUUUUUUGCAUUAUGAAAAUGGGGAAAGUGUAUGUGGUAUAGUAGAUCUGCCAUGAUAGAUCCGAACGCGUCUUCGUCUUAUUCCAAAAAAGUCAAAAAUUGCUAGCAAAAUGCGUAAUUUUUGUUAUCAGGAGAGCUUCUUAAAGUGAUAGUACAGAUUUGCAGAAUGGUGGUGGAUUGCUUAUCCAUUCAAAGCUCAGCAGCUAUAAUACGGAAGCAGGAGCGAAGAUUAGGUGGGUUAGUGGGUGCCAAAAUGCAACCGAACAAUGUUGGUAGUUGCGGUGGUAUGACACCCAAAGAACUUUCAGACAAUGAUGACCUAGCUACUUCUCUCGUGCUAGAUCCUUAUCUAGGAUUUACCACUCAUAAAAUGAAUAUCAGAUACAGGCCAUUAAAAGCAAAUAAAGAUGAACUUCGUAAAAUUAUUUGUGAAUUUAUUCAAACUCAGAAUUAUGAAAAAACAUAUAAAAAGUUAAUGGGUGGUGAUUGGGGUGCAAGACUUCCUCACACAAAAUCUAAACAGCAACAGUUAAAUUUGGAAAAACAUAUUUACCGAUAUUUGAAAGUCUUUGACAAAGAUUCUGGAUUCGCAAUAGAACCAUGCUAUAGGUAUAGUCUUGAAGGUCAAAAGGGUGCCAAAAUUUGUGCGACUAGAAAAUGGUUAAAACAUGAUAAAAUAUCUUGUCUUGUUGGUUGCAUAGCAGAACUCAGCGAAAAGGAAGAAGCAGCAUUACUACACCCCGGAAAAAAUGACUUUUCCGUUAUGUUCAGUUGUCGAAAAAAUUGUGCACAGUUAUGGUUAGGACCAGCAGCAUAUAUUAAUCAUGAUUGCAGAGCUAAUUGCAAGUUUGUAGCAACCGGACGAGAUACAGCUUGUGUUAAGGUUCUUAGAGAUAUUGAAGUAGGAGAAGAAAUUACUUGUUUUUACGGAGAAGAUUUUUUUGGCGAUGGCAAUUGUUAUUGCGAAUGUGAAACUUGCGAAAGGAGGGGAACCGGAGCGUUUGCAAAUCAAAAACCAGGCGAAGAACUUUCUUCUGGAUAUCGUUUAAGAGAAACGGACAAUCGUAUUAAUCGUACGAAACAUAGGCAACAACCACCAAAUCGCAAUAAGCAACAGGCUGAUACUGCACUUACGGAAAAGAAUGCAGUGCUUGUUGGAAAUGCUGCAGUAGCACCGCAAAGUCUUAGUAUGAAAGAAUUACGAAGAAAAGGAUUAACGAAAUAUGACGCAGAGUUACUAAUUGCACAAGGAUGCCGAUUCUCUGAUAUUGCUCAACAACAGCCUAUUAUAAACAACGGCGAGAAUGUAUUGCAAACAUCUCGACCUCACCCUUCUGCUAUCUCUAGUUCUGCUACAAGAAAUUUACGAAAUAAACAACUUUAUAAAUUCGAUAAUAACAAUGGCCAUCAGAAUAAUGUUAAUAAAAACAAUCACACGCUUCGAUCUUCCAGACUUCAUAAAAGAACAGAGUCAAAAAAGAAUAAAGUUUCCGAUAAAACUAGAUCUCCUUGUUUAAAUGGUUCCAUAACGAAAAAUGUUGAACUCCAAGAUAUAAGUCAUCGUAAAGAAGAUUCGGAUAGAGUAGAUAUUGCUGAGGAAAUUGUUUAUUCUAGAUUACAUAAGCCUCAUUCAGAGAGUUCUUUGAAUGAAGAAAUUCGUGAUCUUUGUCAUCAGGCUUCGCAUCAUGACAUAUUGAAACAAUCAGAUUGUUCUGACUUUCAAAGAGAGUGUUCGGCUACCUUUGUUGAAGAUAAUCGAGAACUGAAUAGCAAAUUGAUAAAUGAUAAAAAAAUACCUGAUAUUAUUAUAGAAAUUAAAUCUAACUCAGUAGGUAAUACGAAUACCUCGAAUUCUAAACAAGAACACUAUAGUACAAAUUCCUGUGAUUCAGUUCAUAUAAGUUCCACGCCUGAAACUCGAUUAGAUCAGUUACACGAAAUUAAUAAAAACGAAGUAAUUUCGCAAGAAAAUCAUCAACCAAGGACUUGUCAUCAUAAUUUGUCUUUGGUUAAUAAUUCUAAUGAUGUAAACAAUAUUUCUGCAACACCGAUAGAAUUAGAUAAUUGCGUUAAAACACCUUCGGAAUUCGAAAAUCAUAUUCCAGAAGAAGGAACGGAAGAAAAUCAUGAAUGCGUAAAUAAGGAAUAUUCUUGCAUAAAUGAAAAAGAAGUAUCCUUAAUUCAUGUAAAAUCAUCUAAAAAUUCAAAUUAUAUAGAAAAUGAUAGAACGAUUUCUACUCUCGAUACAUACGAAUUAGAUAAAGAAUUUAAAAAAAGUGAUUAUAUAAGCUCAUCUAAUCUCACAAAAUAUUCGAUAGAAAAUGACGCGGAUAAAUUGAAAAAGUUUAUUUCGAACUCCAUCAAAACUUCAAACAGCAAUGAACAAAGGAAAGUAAAUUUUAUUAAGGAAAAUAUGGAGAUGAAAAAUAGCGAAAAAAGUUAUCAAAAUGAUUUAGUUAAAAAUAACGUAUCUGUAGCAAAUGUUGAAAAUUGUUCUGAGUUGAAGUCUGCAACAACUGAAACGAUAGAUGAAUGUGUAACAGAUAUUGAUUCUCGGGUAAGCUCGUGUAAAGAAAGUAAUAAAAACUGUAGCACGAUCGAAACUAAUAAAUACAGUAGCAUCCUAAUUCAUGAUUUAAAAGAUAACUCUAACACUAUUUUAAAACAACCUGUUGAAAAAAAUGUAACAUUAAGUACGACUUUGAGAUCCCAUAAAAGUAGGAAAAAGUUUUUAUAUGAUAAAAAAUCCAUCACUUCUGGAUUGAAAGAGGAACCAGAAACUGUUACAGAACAGAAGAAAGCUGAUAGUAUAAUAGCAUCUGUUUCAAAGACAUCUCGUAACAAAGUUGAAAAAACGAAAAAUAGAAUAACAAGAAAUCAGAAGAGAGAUCGAAAGAAAAUCGCGACCACUGAAAUUGGCAUGGCAGACGACGAUUCAGGUAUUCAAGGUGAUAUUUACGAGUUCAGUGAAAAGGAAAGUAACCUGGAGGAUAUUAGAAUACCAUCGAUAAUGAGACGAAACAAACAAGAAACUCGUCAUACGCUUGGGCUUACAUCGCAUUUACAAGAAAUGCAAUACAAUGACGAGUGCAAUAAAAUUGAGCCUCCAGUAUUAGUUCCACAAGAACCGUGGCCACCUACUAGUUGUAAUCAAAAUCAGUUAACAGAUUCAGAUCAAUCAGGGGAAAAUUCUGUCGAAAGUGGAGAGGAUUUGAAAAGAUUAUCAACAUGUAGUAGCGACAGUGCACAAAAAUCGACGAAUCUAUCGGAAUGUCAGUGGCAAAUGAAUAACUCCAACUGUCAAGUUUGUCCAAAUACUCCGGAAAGAACUGGCAGAUUAAAACUUACUCUCCGUAUGAAACGAUCUCCGGUUUUAGACGAUAUCGUAGAAUCAGGCACGAGUCUUAGCGAGGACAGUUAUGAACCCGAAUAUGAAGUAUUACGCGUCGAGGGUGUAGAAAGAAGUAGACGCAAGAAAAAACAUAAAACCCGUGAUCGCGAAAGACGGCAUAAGAAACGUGAACUAAAUCUCGAUCCCCCUCCGCCACCUAUGAAAAGAUUGCGCUUAAUUUUUGGCAAUGAAACACAUACCAUUGACUUUCCACAUUCUUAACAACUAUAAAAAAGAGUUUUCAACAAGUUAUAAAUAAAAUUUAGGUAUCUAAAAAAAACAAAAAAAAAAGAAACAGGUCUCCUUGUCCUGUAAUGUUCUGUACUUCUGUAGAAGUUCCAACAGUUUUCAAAGUUAUAUGCUAAUAUAAAACUUUGCAGAUUAUUGAUGAUAAAAUUCGCAUGUUUUUCGUUGUUUAAAUUUUUCUUUGGGAUUCUUAUUCUUCUAACAACGAACAUUUAAGGGCCUAGCAAAAUUUUUCCUAAAUAGAAGAAGGGAAAUUAACAAAGAAACAAUAUUCGUUGGUUUUUAUAUGUUAUUCAGUGAAUAAUUAUCUGGAAACUAUAGUUCUAUUUAAAUAGCGCAUACAUAAUCGAUUAAUUCAUUGCUAUACUUUUUCAUCAUAAUACAGCUAGUAUUUUAUUUUACCCUUUAGAUACUUUGCUUUCUCAUUAGUAUUUCGUGUAUAUAUAAUUUUGAUAAAGAUGACAGGUUUCCAAGCCUCUGGUCUUUCAACGUCACUCUACUUUCAACAUCAUGGACUUUAUGUUACUGAACAAUUUUUUACUAAUAAAAUAUUUAUAUCACACGCAAAAUUUAUACAUUUAGGAUAAUCAGAUUAAGGAUCCUCCUUUGUUCUAAGAAACAAGGAAGGAAAAUGAGAUGAGUUGAAUGACAUCUAAGUACUAUUUCCAUAAAUAAGGGACAAAGGAGAAGAAAAAUCCAUACUCUUAUAUUAUGUAUGAUAAUAGCUAUUAUUAUAAUUAAAUAAUGAUAAUAAUUAAUUAAAUUAGAUAAAUGCUAGGUAACAUAUAUUAAUUGCUGUUCUCGAAAAAUGCGUGAUUGAUUACCAUGGAAAAAAAAAAUUGUAAAUAUUGCUUAUGUGUAUAGCGCGCAUGUAUGUAUGUACGUACGUAUAGAUGAUAAUUGAAGUGUAACACAUGCCUGCAUACAUACAUAUAUACAGGCAAAUAACAGAUACAGACAAGUAAGUACACGUACACACAUUCGUAUAUACAGUGGCGCGCAAAAGUACUCGGACACCGUUUAAAACAGAAUACCUCGUUUAAAAUUGGACCAAAUUACUUUAGGUUUCUCGAGAAGCUAUACA